Messenger RNA from Phlebotomus argentipes, 1285 nucleotides. Its product is annotated as baculoviral IAP repeat-containing protein 3-like. Bases 470 to 1270 code for a protein of 266 amino acids. The record is from RefSeq and is a predicted model, not a curated record. NCBI's taxonomy places the organism in Eukaryota, Metazoa, Arthropoda, Insecta, Diptera, Psychodidae. The transcript has a single exon.
AAGUCCUAGAAUUCCUGAUUUAUUCAAAUAUUCAGAAACGAUAAAUUUAUUUUUAAAUCAAUGCGUGAAGAAAGUGUUAGUCAGAGUUCUUAGAAAACGAGGAGCAUUUCCGGAAAUUUCUUGAUGACUGAUAACGAAGUACGUGUCUUGUUUACCAGGAUUUCCUUCCGCAAGGGCUUAGACCAGGGCUUAGACUCAACUCACAAAUGACUAAACUUCUUAGAAGGGUGUGAAUAUGAACAUAAUGAUGCAUUGUUUAGCCGUAAACACUUUAAACAUGUCAAUUUUCUAUUUCCACUGAACUUGAAACACUGCAAAUUGUCCACAAGUGUUUCUCCUGAGGACUUUAUCUUAUCAGGCAUUUAUUGACAGAGAUACAAGUUGGCAAUCAGUGAUCCGAGUUCAGUACAAAGAAGACUGGCACCAAAGUUGAACGAAUAAAUGCGUUCUUUCGCCACCCUAAUUAACCAUGAGUGAUUUGAAUUUAUUUAAAGAACGUGAUCGUCUAACUACCUUUGAAGCCUGUCCUCUUGAUAACAUCGACACGGGAUUCCUGGCCAAGUUGGGCUUUUAUUACGACACUCAAGAUCGUGCGGUGAAAUGCAAAUUCUGUGAUCUUUCCUUCGACGUCUGGCGAGAAGAGUAUCGCAAUCCUCUGCUGUAUCAUCGCGUCUUCUCUCCAGUGUGUCCCAUCGUGACUCACCAGGCGCACAGGAAUGAUCCUCUAGUGGUGGAUGAUCUGACACGCGUCAGGAACGAUGUGGAGGACGUCUCGAAUUGCUGCAAUGGUCCAAACGAGCAUUAUGUGACGCUGGAGAGUCGCCUCGAGAGCUUCUCCAGCUGGCCUGUGGCCAUGCAAACCCGACCCGAAGAUCUCGCAUCGGCUGGCUUCUACUAUUCAGGACGCGGCGACAUCGUCUUCUGCUUCGUCUGCGGCCUGAGGCUGAAUCAGUGGAGAGUCAGUGAUGAUCCGCACGUGAGACACGCUAAAAUGUCCCACAAUUGCGAGUUUCUGCGAUCCACGAAAGGUCAGGACUUCAUCCAAGGUGUUCUGCAAGCCGAAUUGGAGCGACAACACGAGCUGGAGUCUCAAAACUACGACGAUCUGCCAGAUGAUGAGCUGUGCUCGGUCUGUUAUCUGCGCAGGAGGGCAAUAGUGUGUGUGCCUUGUGGACACUUUGUCAUGUGUGAGCAGUGCAGUGACUUCCUGGCCAACUGUCCACUGUGCGGACAAACACUGUGGAAGAAAAUCCCCGCGAUCAUUCUGUGAAUGAAAUUGCAAACA